This is a messenger RNA of Delphinapterus leucas (beluga whale), 2640 nucleotides long. RefSeq names its product LETM1 domain containing 1 (gene LETMD1). Gene Ontology annotation, biological process: intracellular monoatomic cation homeostasis. Lineage: Eukaryota; Metazoa; Chordata; Mammalia; Artiodactyla; Monodontidae. The record is from RefSeq and is a predicted model, not a curated record. Gene Ontology annotation, molecular function: ribosome binding. Gene Ontology annotation, cellular component: mitochondrial inner membrane.
GUCAUCAAAAGAACGCAACGUACGGGAACUUUGACCUGAAGACGACUUACUCUCGUCUGCCCCUCCCUCACUGCGAAGAUGGCGGUCUCCAGAGUGUGCUGGGCGCGGGCUGCUUUGUGGGGUUCGGCGGGGCCCCCUGGACCUUAUGUCGCCCGGAGGCUGCAGUUUGUUCGCUCUGGCAUGGCCUGGGGGGCCCCUCGGUCUUCAAAGCUUCACCUUUCUCCAAAGGCAGAUGUGAAGAGCUUGAUCUCUUAUGUGGUGACCAAGACAAAAGUGAUUAAUGGGAAAUACCAUCGUUUCUUGGGUCGUCAUUUCCCUCGCUUCUAUGUCCUGUAUACAAUCUUCAUGAAAGGAUUGCAGAUGUUAUGGGCUGAUGCCAAAAAGGCUAGAAGAAUAAAGACAAAUAUGUGGAAGCACAAUAUAAAGUUUCAUCAACUUUCAUACCGGGAGAUGGAGCAUUUGAGACAGUUCCGUCGAGACGUCACCAAGUGUCUUUUCCUAGGCAUUCUUUCCAUUCCACCCUUUGCCAACUACCUGGUCUUCUUGCUAAUGUACCUGUUUCCUAGGCAACUGCUGAUCCAACAUUUCUGGACCCCAAAGCAACAAAUUGAUUUCUUAGAUAUCUAUCAUGCUCUCCGGAAGCAGUCCCACCCAGAAAUUCUUUGUUAUUUAGAAAAGGUUAUCCCUCUCAUUUCUGAUUCAGGACUCCGGUGGCAUAUGACAGAAUUGUGCACCAAGAUGCAACGUGGUACCCACCCAGCAAUACAUGAUAUCCUGGCUCUGAGAGAGUGUUUCUCUAACCAUCCUCUGGGCAUGAACCAGCUCCAUGCUUUGCAGAUGAAAGCCUUGAGUCGAGCAAUGCUUCUCACACCUUAUCUGCCUCCUGUCUUGUUGAGAUACCGUUUAAAGACUCAUACCACUGUGAUUCACCAACUGGACAAGGCUUUGGCAAAGCUGGGGAUUGGUCAGCUGACUGCGCAGGAGGUGAAGUCGGCUUGUUACCUUCGUGGCCUGAAUUCCACCCAUAUUGCUGAAGAGAGGUGUCGAACUUGGCUGGGAGAAUGGCUGCAGCUUUCCUGCAGCCUGAAAGAAGCUGAGCUGUCCCUCUUGCUACACAAUGUGGUCCUGCUUUCCAUCAACUACAUUGGGACAAGGCGCUGAGCCAACAAGGAGCGGGUGGCAUUGUCCUGCAUGCAGUCACAUAGUCCAGCAGCGUGGGACCAAACAGCACUUGUCAGCAAAGAGUGUGUGCCCUGUUAGGCGUGUGCAAGGCAGAGGAGCAGGUGCCCGUGUGGCAGCUGGAACUGAAAGAAACCCUCCUACUGGGGCGGCCCACGAGAGGUGUCAUCCCAACUUCCUCAGAAUUUGCUGGAGCUGGCUGCAGGCUUUGUACUGGGCUUUUACCAUGGUGGUUUAAGUUCGGAUCCCAGGAAGUGAGCUUUUGCCCCAGGUGGGAAUCCUCAUUUGGCUUGGGACUUACCCGCUGCCACAUUCGUUACAGCUGGGUUUUUUUCGUUUGGUUGGUUUUUUUUUUGCCGUACGUGGGCCUCUCACUGCUGUGGCCUCUCCCGUUGUGGAGCACAGGCUCCGGACGUGCAGGCUCAGCGUCCAUGGCUCACUGGGCCUAGCCGCUCCGCAGCAUGUGGGAUCCUCCCAGACCGGGGCACGAACCUGUGUCCCCUGCGUCAGCAGGUGGACUCUCAACCACUGCGCCACCAGGGAAGCUCCGUUACAGCUGUUUUUGUUCAGCCUUUAUAUCCGUGCAUGUACUUUGAUGCCCCCGUCAGCACUUUGAUAUGACCAAAAAUAGGGAUUUUUAUUUUUUGUUUCCCUCAUAGGGCUAACCACUUCCCUUUUUUUCAAAUCCUUUGAGCACCUUAACUUUUUUUUUUUUUUUAAGUAAAUAACUUAUGGGAACAUUCUAAUGGAAAGAUAAAAGAAAAUACAAGCACUUCUUGACUCAAGUGUUUACAGCCUUUCCCUCCCUCUCUUAAUUUCUGGAUUGGGCUACAGCCCCUGUGGAUCUUAAACGCUUUGCUACUUCCACUGUGUUGCAGCGAUCCAACUGUAGCUGACAGUAGCCGCCUUUGGGCCGUGGAUCAAUCCUGUAAGGUACUAAUUACUGCCCAGCCCCAGAGACCAGGAGAGGUCUACUUUGAGAUAGUAAGUUGGGUUCAGCUUUUGUCUGUGUGCAUCAGUGACCUGUAGUAACUUAUUGUAAACGCAUGAAGCACUGUUUUUAAGCUCAAGUAAAGACUGCCUGAAACCAGUUGCUGGAAAUUACUUAUGCAUACCCUAAUCAUUUUACUAAGGCUCCUUUUACAAGACUGACUGACAUAAGCUAACUAAUGGCGAGAUAACUGGUUGGAAUAGAACCUUCUGAUGGGAUGGAAAUGACAAAGGAGCUAAUUUGAAGUUGAUCCUCUUGCUGGAUUUUAAGAUGGUAACCAGGAAUAGAGAAUUUCAUAUAUAUAUAUUAUAUAUAUAUAUAAUAUAUAUAUAUGUGUAAAGUAAUGGAAUUACAAAGUGGGCCCCAAGAGUAGGGACUGAGGAGGGAAAAGCUCCAGCAGGGCAGAUCAAGGCCUGCUUCAGCUGAAAAGGUAUGUUAGGGCAUAUGAUGCAAGUCAAGCUCUUGAUGCU